CGCUUCCUGCCGCGGCUGUUGUGGUUCCGGGCCGGCCGCAGCAUGGAGCCGCCGGCUGCUGAGGGUGACGCUGAGAUGCAGGCGGGAGCCGACCCGGAGCUAGCGGCCACCAUGGGCUUCUCGGGCUUCGGGAAGAAGGCUCGGACUUUCGAUCUCGAAGCCAUGUUUGAGCAGACGAGGAGAACUGCUGUGGAAAGGAGCAGGAAGGUCUUGGAGGCUCGUGAAAGAGAGCAGGAGGACCGGGCUGAAAAAGAAUGUAAAAGUUCAUGUGCUGAUCCAUCAGCUUCAGUCUCAAGUGCAACAGGAGCUGUGUCCACAUUAAAGCCAAGAGACAAAACUUGUAGUGAAAGUGAAGACAGUUCAGAUGAAGAGUUAACUGGUCCUUCCACAGUACUCCAGGCUUCUGUUCAAAGUUCUGCUGUGGAUGAUGAUGAUGAAGAAUUCAUUGGUCCACCACUUCCACCAGGGUUCAAGGACAGUGAUGAUGAUGAUACAGAGGACGAAGAUAAUAACCCUAUUAAGAAAAUUCCAGAUUCUCAUGAAAUUACACUCCAGCAUGGGACAAAAACUGUUUCUGCUUUGGGAUUGGAUCCCUCUGGUGCCCGUUUGAUAACUGGUGGAUAUGACUACGAUGUUAAAUUUUGGGAUUUUGCUGGGAUGGAUGCUUCCCUCCAAGCUUUUCGGUCACUCCAGCCUUGUGAAUGUCACCAAAUCAAAUCUUUGCAAUAUAGUAGCACAGGAGAUGUCAUUCUGGUUGUCUCUGGUAACUCUCAGGCAAAAGUUCUUGACAGAGAUGGUUUCCCAGUUAUGGAAUGCAUAAAAGGAGACCAAUAUAUCGUGGAUAUGACAAACACCAAGGGUCAUACAGCAAUGCUUAAUUCAGGCUGUUGGCAUCCAAAAAUAAAGGAAGAAUUUCUGACAUGUUCUAAUGAUGGAACUGUGAGAACAUGGGAUGUUAACAAUGAGAAGAAGCACAAAAGUGUGUUUAAACCACGAUCCGCUCAAGGCAAACGAGUCAUUCCUACGACUUGCACAUACAGCAGAGAUGGUAAACUUAUUGCAGCUGGCUGUCAAGAUGGCUCCAUCCAGAUCUGGGAUAGGAAUAUGAGUGUACAUACAAAGUUCCACUGCAGGCAAGCCCAUGCUGCAGGCACUGAUACUUCCUGCUUGACAUUCUCUUACGAUGGUACUGCCCUUGCCAGCCGGGGAGGAGAUGAUACUUUAAAGAUAUGGGAUAUUAGACAAUUUAAAAAGCCUCUUCAUUCAGCUGAAAGACUGUCUAGCUUUUUUCCAAUGACAGAUUGCUGUUUCAGCCCGGAUGAUAAAAUACUUGUCACAGGGACCUCUGUUAAGAAAGGUGGUGGCAGUGGGAAGCUUUUCUUCUUUGAUCGGGAGACGUUUCAGAAGUUGUAUGAGAUAGAAGUUACCGAUGCGAGUGUUGUGCGUUGCCUUUGGCAUCCAAAGCUGAACCAGAUCAUGGUUGGUACAGGCAACGGACUGGCAAAAGUAUACUAUGAUCCUGUUAAAAGCCAGAGGGGAGCAAAAUUAUGUGUGGUCAAAACAAAAAGGAAAGAGAGACAAGCAGAGACUCUUACACAGGAUUACAUUAUAACACCUCAUGCACUUCCAAUGUUCCGUGAACCACGACAGCGAAGCACCAGGAAGCAGCUGGAGAAGGAUAGGUUGGACCCAAUGAAAUCUCACAAACCAGAACCUCCAGUAGCAGGACCAGGUCGAGGUGGCCGUGUUGGAACUCAUGGAGGUACCUUGUCGUCGUACAUAGUCAAGAAUAUUGCACUGGAUAAGACAGAUGAUAGCAAUCCUCGGGAGGCUAUUUUACGUCAUGCAAAGGAAGCAGAGGAGAAUCCAUACUGGGUUGCUCCAGCAUACGCUAAAACACAGCCAAAAACAGUUUUUGCAGAAGUGGAACCAGAAGAUGAUGAAACAGACAAGCCAGAAUGGAAAAAACGUAAAAUUUGAGCAAUUUGGUGUAAAGAAUGAUGAAGAAGCAUUUGAAAUAAAUUGUAGCCUUUAUUUCUUUGUUUUGUGUAGUGGAUCAAAAUUUGAAAGCAUAAAUUACUUCAUAAGUCUUGCUGCAGUGGGAAAGGAAUUGUAUUAUAAUGGAUUGUCAUAUCACAUCUGAAUUCUGUAAUAAAGUAGUGUAUGGUGCAAAGGAAAACUCUUCCCAAUUUCUUAUUUAAUGUUUUAAGUAAAAAAUAUUCCUCUUUAUAAUUUUUAAUAGAACUGUAGUGACUUCCUUAUUUUGCCAAGUGCUUUUUUCUAUUGAAACUUUACUAAUGCUGUGUCACAACAGUGUUCAAUGAUUUUAAAUAUAUAAAUAAAAUGUACUUUUUAUUUUUACUAGUAAAGUCUAAUGUUGCCACAAAUAAACCAAACUUACAUUUUUAUUUCUCAUUUUUCACAUUUAUUAAUGUGAAAUAAUCCACUAGAAAAUAUUUCUAGCGUUUAUUCUUACAUAAAUUGCAUCCCUGUUAGGUAUGUGUAGUGUCCCACACUAGUGCUUUGUAUGGCUUUCAUUUUUCAAAAGUGUGAAAUAGGAAUAGGCAACCAUAUGUUAUGCUUCAAUAAAAACAUUGUAAAUUUGUUGCUUAGCUGAUUUUUUUCAGGCUCUCCUAUCUCUAUUAGUUUGUACUGAUUAGUACAGGAUAGAGCUGAGCUGUGUUUUUAUGGCGAGCUUUUUAUAUAUUAAUGUAUGCAGAUAGAGAGGUAGAUAUUGUUGUUUGCCUGAAUUAUGUAUACCUUAGCCCACACUCUCUGAAAACUGAUGCUAUCCUUUAUAAAGUGUAGGGGUUUUUUAAGUGUGUGUUCAGCAUUAACAUAGAAUUGCUGAAUGUGAAGGACAGAUUUAAAACUAAUGUGCUUUAGAAAACCUGGGUUAGUUUUAGAUGUUUAUGCAGUAAUAUAUAAUACACUAAGUAUUGUGAUUACAGUAGUAUGGAAAAUAACAAGUACUCUGCAUUUCUACUAAGACACAGAGCAGUAGACAUCAUACAGAAUCAAGCUUUCUUGAUUAUGAAUAGAUUGUGAAAGCGCAACCUAAGGCUAUAUUUAGCAAGCACUUCAUCACCUUCCUAGCUCAGAGCACGUGGUCCUGAUAUCGUCAGCAGAGCCUAGAUGUUUUUUAAAAAAGCAUUGUUCUGCACCAUGAUUUCAUUGUAUGAUUUUCGAGCUUAUCUUUUUCUUGUAUUAUUUUUAUGCAUUAGAGAAAAGUAAGCUUGACCUCGAAGAGAAUCAUGAGCAUUGGUGUAACAUUCCCAAAAGGAAAUAUUUUCACUGCUUUCACUUGGUGUAGUGUUUUGAUAAUAGUGGAACCACAUUAAAUAAUCCACAAUUUGUCCUUGUCCCUUGUAAAAAAUGUUUCAGUUCAUCUUUAUCUAGAAUAGCAAAUAAAUGCUUAGUUUACAGCUACAGAUGUGAUAUGCAGAAUUAUGGGCUUAAUACCUGGGUAAGCAUUAAAUGGAGGAGGAAAAGAAGUGCCAGAUGAAGAGCAGCUGUUGUUAGAUCUGCUAAAGGCCUUCCUGUGCAAUGUUUCCCUCAGCAAUUAAACAACAUGGUUUCAUUUAAGGCUAUUUUAAAUCUCUUUUUUUCAGAUAUAUAAUUUAAUAUAUCUGAAUAUAUAUAAUAUAACUGAAUAUAUAUAAAUAUAAGUACUAGAAGGUAAAAUAUUAUCAAUUUUUUUUUAAUAAAAUGAUGGAUAAGAUUUGUAAACGUUUGUAAAAGUAUAUCCAUGGUUUUAGGACGAGUACUAGCAGUUUAGCAUUUAUCUUGUUAGAAUUUGUUUACUGAGGCAGUAUGGCUUAAUAAGGAGCAAAGCUGGAGGGAGAGGUGGCUGAGGAAAAAUGCUGUAACAACUCUCUGAGCUUAAGGGGAGCUUCUCCUUUAAUGUUAUUUAUUCAGAUCAGCUAUAUCUUGUUUCCUAAUUCUUAUAAGAAUGAGUCCUGCAAAUGAUGUCUGUAUAGAAGUGUGGUUAGAAGUUUUAAAACUAACAUACUGUACUUAUUCUUGUACUUUAAUUCCUGGCUUGGUUUGUUUCCCUUAGUCCUUAUAUGGCAUCUCUGCAGAAUGUUCACCAACAGAACAAACGUUAAGGCAUUUUUAAAAGCAGUUUUUCAUAAUGAACAGUUCAGUGAUAAUCUGGUGGGGAAGGAGAUAGGAACACUCUAGUUGACCAUACUUGGUAUAACAAGCUGUGACUUUUUUGAGCUGUCCAAGGGAAAAUAUUAACAUGAUUAAAUAUUAGUUCUGAAAGAUGCAAUUCUACAUGUGAAAUGGAACAUGAAAUACUACUUAUAUUUAUUUUUAUGAACCUAAUUUUCUUUACCCAAGACUUAGGUCUCAGUCGUUGCCAAAUUGUUAUCUUGGUCUCCUGUGUGUCCAUAUUGAGUGUUAAUGUAGCCAGAGACUAGACGGACUUUGGUUUUAAUAUUUCUGAAACAAGGGCUUUGUUUCCUUGCCUUUUUUCUUGCUUUCGUAGUAGAUGUCCUUAUAGAGAUGCUUUCUCCAAACCUGAAUAUCUCUCUUCAUAUUCUGUGCAGCUUCUGUGUGUUUCCUUACAGCAUUUCCUACUCUUCUAUUAUUUAUGCCAAUGACUUAUUCAGUACUGCUUGCCUGUCCAUAGGGCAAGGAUUUUUCUGUCUGGAUCAUUGCAGCCCACCAACAAGUGGACAGCCCAGAUUCACAUUCCCUGUUUGUAUUGUUGCUGUUGCUCUCGAGUUCUUACACUCUCUGGUAUUGCUUACAUGUCUUAUUUGUAACAACUAUUGCAACAGGUCAGGUGAUUGCCAAGACUGAAAUUGAGUGCUAGCACUUUCUGUCCCUGUCUGCCACUACUUUAUUGUUGCUUGAAUUUUUUUCUGCUCAGGUACUUCCUAUGACCUAUUAUUAACUGGAGAUUGUGCUUGCUUCUCUCUUUGUGUAUGUGUGUGUGUGAUUGUUAGAGAAAACUAUGAAUUUAUGCCCAAAGGUCUCUGGCUCUUUGCUAUUGUUUACAUGUCCAGUUUGGUGUUUCUUGUCACGCCUGCUUUUCUCUGUUAGGGCUGUAGAAGGGUAUUUCUUAUGGGAAGAAAAACUGUGAAUCUUUAACCUAUCAGUUCGAUCUUUGCUGAACCCUGAGGAGUGUUUUGCAAUGAAUGGCACUAUUGAGAAUUGCCAUCCUCAUGGCUGGAUCUUUGUCCAUUUAUUUCUUUGACCUCUGAUGACUUUAUGUGUAUCCAACUUGAGACAUCUGUAGCUCUCCAUUUAAUACUGAAUCAUUUGAAAUUUGAUGUCUUUAUUGUGGCCUGUUGGUCACAACUGUAUUGCAAAAUCCCUCUCAUGUUUCUUGGUCAUGUUAAAUGCCCAAGUAUAUUCUCCAGGCCUGCUCUUAGCCGUGGGAACUUACCGAAAGCCACACAGUUAGAAUCAUUAAAAAUGAACAGACUAGAACUUCUUGAGGUUGUGUCCUCUGUUGUUGAUCCCCAGGUUCUCAUCUGUUGCACCAAAUCAUGAAUGUAAAUGGAAACAUAUAAACAAAGAGUUAGAGAGUUGUACAGCAAAGAUGUCCAGCUUGCCUGGCACUGAAGCAUGGAAUCAUCUUGUUACAUCAUUUUUUAAAUUUGGAAAGAUUUUAGAUAAUUUAAAUACAAUUUUAAGUAUAAUUUUGUAUUUUGUAUACAAUAUGUGCUUCCUCUGUCUUCUGUGACACCAGCAACUAAUAGCUUCAUAGAGUCUGUACAAACUGAAAUACAAGAUAUUUCCCUGACUGUAGUAAAUCAUUCUAGUUGCAAUACACUUUGGUUGUAAAGGCUUCCCAUCCUGCAUAGUGAGGUACUGGGGCAUGCUGGCAGUCUCACACUUGGCAGCAGUGUCCUAUACUAAGGUCAUCUCUUUGGAAUCUCCAUAAUCUAUGUAUUUCUUGAGGGGCUUGGCACUUUUAUAUUUUCUAAUGGCUGAUAGUCAGGCAGCAUGUUCAUCUUACUCUGAGAGAUUACCCAGAGGAAGAUUGAUGCAGGAAUCAUAGCCAACAUAUUUUUAGUUGUUGUUUUAACCUUAGUUGUAAUAUGGUAUUUCUGCAGGACUAUUAUAUGUCACAACUAGUACUUAAGACUUUUCUUAGUCUUUCAAAGAUGUAAUCCUUUAGGUGGGUGUUGGCCUUCUCUUGGUGUCAUGGAAUAAUAGAUGCAACAGAUAAAUACCUGUGGUAGACAAACUCAACCAGAUGGGUCCUUGAGAAAUUAUGUGGACCAUCUUUGACCCAAGACCAGUUCUGGCAAGUUUAUUGGAUCAGCUCUUUAAACAUUCUCAUAGUAGAGAUUCUACAGUCUCCCUAAACAAGCUGCUCCAAUGCUUCAUUUUUCUUAGCAGCACAAAGUUUGCAUAAACAGCUUGUAAAAUUCCACUAUUUUCUAUCCCAUUUCUAGCAGCCAUGGAAGUCAGUGCAUGAUCUCUUUUGCAGCAGCUUUUUAUUGUAUUUGAGUUUUACUAUCUUCUCCUAUCCCCUCUUAUUUUUGUAGCUUUCCUUUAAUGUGUCUGUUUUCUGACAUCCCAUUUCCUUGCUUUUCUCUGCCUUGUUCAGAUUGUCCACAUGCUACUUGAAGUGUAUUGCUCACCACGUAUUCAGUAUUUCAGAUGAAGCUACUCUUCUUAGAACAGCUGAGUAAACAGGAAAAAUGUUUGCAUGUCUCAUUACAUAUUCCUCUGCAGCUUGAUGUUACUGAUCUGUGUUCAGUUCAUAAUCCUCCCCCAGCCUCUAGAACCUCCUGCAGGGUUGCUGUCCAGCCAGUCUAGCAUCUACAUAUGAUUCUUACUUAAGUAUUGCAUUUAGUCCUUUGUACAAAGUUUAAUUGCAUUUUCUCAGAAUAUAUCUCCAUACUGUUAAGUUUGUUUUGAAUUUUGUCUUGAUCCCCAAGUAUCUGCAGCUUUUUACAGCUUCCAGUUGUCAGGGGAAUAUAAUUAAUGUAUUCUGUCCUUAUUCAGCUGAAGAACUGAAAUUGCUGGUUAGUGGCAGAUCCAUAAGAUUUCCCAUAUGUAUGAGAAGGAAAUGUUUUCCUUAAUAAUGCUUUUCUUCAGUAAUUUUCCUAAGGGUUCAUAAGCUUCUAAUAAGUCUGCUCAGAAAUGUUUGGAAAAAUAGCUGACUUUCCUAGAAAAUUCCCUCAUGUCCUUUGCUUUAAGGAUUUCUUUAUUGGCUCUGUCCCUUUGUGUCCAGCCGGAAUCCUUCUGACUUGAGCAGCGUUUGAUGUGGGAGACCUCAACACAUCCUUGUGCUCAGCAUUUCAGUACUCCACAUUCUGAACAUAUUUCCAGCAUGUUCAGUUAGGUGCUUUGUUCUUGAAUUCUCACUUCCUUUAAUUUUCCUUCUGUAAUUAAAAAUAAGAUCUACUAUAGUCUUAUAUGGUCUAUGAAUUAGUAGUAGGGCUAACCAUACGCCUUAUGUGAUAAGAUGGGUGUGCAUCAGCUGAUUUACCACUCUAGGACUAAAUUACAAAAUUCACUCUCCCGAAGGCUGUGAUACUGCCAUAACAUCUGUUGAUGCCUUGCCAGUGGUGUUUGCGUUGCCCGUGCAUUGAGUUCCCAAAAUGUGAUCAAGUUUCAAGCAUAAUUGAAGCAGCAGUGUUUCUUGUAUGGCUUUCCUCUUCACCAUUGGUUCUACCAUUGGCCUCCAGAAAUUUUUACUUAAAAAUAAUCGUUUUUUGUCUUAUUUUUCCAGUCCAAUACUAAUGCUUGUCAAGAUCACAAGAAUUACAUAGUGGCUGACUUUACAUUCCCUCUAGAGUCAAAUACUGUGGCUUAAGAAUGUAGGUGAGUACAUAAUGCUUAUUGGAGGUCAGCCAGUUCUCAGUCCACCUCUCCAUCCAUGUCUUGCAAAAUGUAAAAAAUAAUCCUAUGUAUACUGUAGAGUGAGGCAGCAAUACUGGUCUCCUGGUAAAGAGCUAGGGGUGCUUACAGCUUCGUGCAACACAAUAUCUUCUCCAUUGCCCCUCAGACUGUAGAUAUCAUCUUAUGCAUCAUAAGAGGGACAGUAAAUGAGUGAGAAGAACACCUACUAGGAACUGUGCCUGUCACAAUUUUAAUUGUACUCCUGUGGAGAUUAUUUCCUGAAUAAUACUCUUUUAUUUUUCUGGCAUCCUUCUUUGGCCCACAUAAAACUGUAGGCAUUAGUACAGCCUUUCUCUGCUGGUUGGGUGUAUAUUUUUCUCUUUGGUUUGCUUCCUUUGUUACUUGGUGGCAUCUCUAGUGCAGUACAAUCAAAAUUCCCAGUGUUCAUGCAAGAAAAGGGCUCCCACAGUAGGCAUGAAGCUUGGGGUUUCACAUAUGAUUCUAAUAAAAGCUAAAAAACAAACUUCUGAUUUUCUACCACUACGACUUGUGGCAUCAGCAAGGUUGCUGCUCUGUGAUGAAAUUCGUGUGUAGCUUGCAACUGGCCCUUCAACUGAAAUUACCUGACUAAGCAGAGGCGAACAUCAGGAAUCUUCCAAAUAAAGAGGUCAGCAUCUUCGAAAAAGCCUCUGCAAGCUGUUAUCAACAGUGACCGUAAGUUGUCACAGCUUUUUCCAGUAAGAUCACCUUGGUUAU
This is a messenger RNA of Lagopus muta (rock ptarmigan), 8571 nucleotides long. RefSeq names its product WD repeat domain 70 (gene WDR70). Gene Ontology annotation, biological process: regulation of DNA double-strand break processing. The record is from RefSeq and is a predicted model, not a curated record. The transcript has 18 exons. Gene Ontology annotation, cellular component: nucleus; site of double-strand break. The coding region runs from base 43 to 1980 and encodes 645 amino acids. Gene Ontology annotation, molecular function: protein binding. Lineage: Eukaryota; Metazoa; Chordata; Aves; Galliformes; Phasianidae.